AUGAAACGCGCAGUAUCUAAUUUGCAUGGCAAUGGGGACGAACGCCCAGCGAAACUGCAACGUCGAGACAGUCCAAGUACGGUUCCAAUACCAUCAAACAGACAGCAGGAGGAGCAGAUUACAGCGCAACCGCUUUCACCUUUAUCGAACAAUAUCAAUACCAAGCAAACUGGCAAGCAAGAACGUGGACAUUCUACGAUUCCACCUAGGUCGAAAUCGACCAAUAAACGGAUCUUUGACUGGAUACCGCCUCCAUCAGAAGAGUUUUACGACGCUGAUGUUAUGGAUCAGCCUGCAUCCAAAAGAUCGCGGUCACGAUCAAUCUCCACUGACCGUGGGCGGCCUCGAUCCACGUCCUCAGAUACCACGUCGUCCCGGGAUCACAAAUCAUCGGCAUACAAGGAUCCCAAUUAUGUUACGAUCCUCGAGACAAAAGGCUGCUUCAUGCGCCCGUCGGAGGCUGGUCCCGUUUUAGAGGAUAUAGAGCUUUGCAGGCGACUCCUUCAGCAACCAAUCGAGAACCCUCAAGGUACCUUAUUGGACGACAAUUUCAUUGAGGACUUUUACAACUCAUUGCGAAACCGAUCUGAAGCCCGGCUUCUAGUAGAUCUACACCCACACCUCAUGCCCUCAGCCGAAAAUCAAUAUAUCCAGGGGAGACGAUGGCUUAAGAAUGUGAUUGAUGGUUAUAAUGACCCGUGGCUCAAGACAGAGCCAAUUCAUGGACCUAGACCACAACCUGAUCAUGCACGAGGCUUAAAAUGGUCAACAUUUUCAGAACAGCAGCGUCGAAAGCUUGGAAUCAAGCCGGCUGAGAAAUCACUGUACAUAGCGCGAGACGACAUGUACUUUCCAUACUUGACAGCAGAGAUUAAAUGCGGAACCCAGGCGCUGGAAUUUGCUGACCGACAAAAUAUGCACAGCAUGUGCAUUGCUCUUCGGGCUGUGGUCAGCCUAUCUCAGAUAGCCAGCUGCCCAGAGAAGGUCCAUCGAAGAAUUUUGGCAUUUUCUAUAUCACAUGAACUAGAUGGCUUGCGGAUCUAUGGCUACUACCCCGAGAUUACCGAUGGCAGGAUCGAAUACUUUCGAUGGAAAGUUGCACAAAUCGACAUUUGGUCAAGGGAAGAUAAAUGGACAUGUUAUCGUUUUGUCGAGAAUCUAGACCGUGAAUUUCUUCCUAUCCAUAUCGAUCGAUUAAUGGACUUGCUAGCAGAAAUCCCUGAGCCACAAGAUUUCUCUUUUGAGAUCGAUAAUGAUCACGAUAUUGCAUCGGGGGUCGGAUCGCAGGAAUGGUCUGGAUAUAGCCGGGCCCCAUCCUCACAGAACCUACAACCAGAACUAUGUAGCAUGAUUCAGGUCUUGCAGCAACAAUUAGAGGAACAGAAAACACGGUUAGAGGAACAGAAAUCACGGGAAGAGGAACAGAAAGCGCGGGAAGAGGAACAGAAAGCACGGGAAGAGAAGCUUCUCGCUAAAUUAGAACAGCAGGCAGCAGAGCAGAAGGUACGAGAGGAGCAACAGAGGUUACGAGAAGAAAGACUCCUCAAGCUUCUAGAACAGAGACAAUGA
Messenger RNA from Talaromyces rugulosus, 1569 nucleotides. RefSeq lists its product as uncharacterized. The transcript is spliced from 2 exons. Bases 1 to 1569 code for a protein of 522 amino acids. NCBI's taxonomy places the organism in Eukaryota, Fungi, Ascomycota, Eurotiomycetes, Eurotiales, Trichocomaceae. The record is from RefSeq and is a predicted model, not a curated record.